Messenger RNA from Papaver somniferum (opium poppy), 674 nucleotides. Its product is annotated as BON1-associated protein 1-like. The record is from RefSeq and is a predicted model, not a curated record. Lineage: Eukaryota; Viridiplantae; Streptophyta; Magnoliopsida; Ranunculales; Papaveraceae. The coding region runs from base 106 to 567 and encodes 153 amino acids. The transcript has a single exon. Gene Ontology annotation, biological process: defense response.
AACUAAAAUUGCCCACUAGCUUCUGUAAAAGUUAUUUGCUGCACAUAUAUAUAGCUAGUAUCCAGCGAUUCUAUUCCAAUUCAUUUGAUAAGCAAAACUUGAUAGAUGGAUAGGCAAGCACAAAAGAUUUUAGAAGUAACAGUUGUCUCAGCUGAGGAUUUACGUCGUAAUAGCCGGUGGGUUAAAAAUACACUUGUAGUUGUACAAACAGAUUAUUCCACCAAUCAUCGUUCUACGAGUAUCGAUACCGAGGGUGGUAGCUACCCUUCAUGGAAUGAGAAGAUAGAGUUGCCAUUAUACCACAAUGUCCGAUUUAUCAGAGUGGAGGCUCAGUAUAAAACCAGUUCUGGUGCAAAAAUGAUGGGAGAAGCAAAGAUUCCAAUUUCUGAUUUCUUGGGAAGUUAUUUCCCUCCUUUUUAUUUACAUUUCUUAAGUUAUAGGCUGAGGGAUCGUGCUGGCGAGCCUAACGGUAUUAUUAAUCUCUCGAUUCGAGUAGUCGAACCACCACAACGAUAUCCUGGUGGAAUUGCCAUAGGAUACCCAGUGUCAUAUGGGUCUAAGGUCUAAAGUUAUGUGAAUUACAUCUAUUUUGGAUUCAUUUUUUUUUUUUUAAUUGUGUUUGGUUGAAUUGUAAAGACAUGAAAAUUAAAGUUUGGGAAAAUGGGUUAGUUCAA